This is a messenger RNA of Photinus pyralis (common eastern firefly), 2087 nucleotides long. Its product is annotated as tigger transposable element-derived protein 6-like. The record is from RefSeq and is a predicted model, not a curated record. NCBI's taxonomy places the organism in Eukaryota, Metazoa, Arthropoda, Insecta, Coleoptera, Lampyridae. Gene Ontology annotation, molecular function: DNA binding. The transcript is spliced from 2 exons. Gene Ontology annotation, cellular component: nucleus. Bases 56 to 1948 code for a protein of 630 amino acids.
AUUUAUAAAAAUCGCCAAACAUCCUGUUUUUAAUAAGAAAAUAAUUAUUUUAAAGAUGCCUCGAAAAUAUUUGCGAACAUCUACAAAGGCUUCCUGGUCAUCUGAGAAUAUGAACGCGGCACUAAAAGCUAUUAGUGACGGGGCGAGUGUACGUCAAGUUAGCAUCAGAUUUGGGAUACCGAGAUCUACUCUUCAGGAUCGGAUGAAAAAAGGGGAUAACUCGCGCGCGGUGUUAGGUCGAAAAUCAGUAUUUUCAGUUAAUGCAGAAAAAGAACUUGUAACCGAAAUAAUUAGACUCUCUAAAAUAUUUUAUGGACUAACAUCUCAAGAAAUAAGACAAUGUGCAUUCAACUACGCCGAAAAAAACAACAUAAACCAUCCUUUCAUUAGAGAUAAAAAGGCUGCCGGAAGAGACUGGAUGGAGCGAUUUCUAAAUAGAAAUCCUGAAAUUUCUGUUAGGAAACCUCAGCCCACCAGUCUUAACAGACUCACCUCUUUUAAUCGGGAAGAAAUUACAUUAUUUUUUUCCAAACUGCAAAGUGUAAUGGAAAAGCAUAAAUUCACACCAACACGCAUAUUUAAUGCCGAUGAGACCGGUAUUAGUAAUGUCCAAGUAUCAGCAAAAAUAUUAGCACAAAAAGGACAAAAAAGGGUUGGAUUUACUACAAGUGGAGAAAGAGGUAGAACCACAACUGUCAUGUGCUCCUUCAGUGCCUCAGGAAUUUAUGUUCCCCCGUUGUUUAUAUUUGCUCGUCAAAGGAUGGAUGCACAAUUAAAGAGGAAUGGACCACCCGGAGCUGCAUAUGCUUGUUCUUCCAAUGGUUGGAUAAAUGAAACUUUAUUUAUAGACUGGCUUCAUCAUUUUGCACGGUUCGUGAAAUCGACAACAGAUGAUCCAGUAUUGUUAGUAAUUGACAAUCACGUUAGCCACUGUACUCUGAAAGCAUACAAUUUUUGUCGUGAAAAUGGGAUUGUGAUACUUACCAUACCACCACACAGUUCACACCGCACCCAACCGCUGGAUGUGACAUUCUAUAAACCGCUAAAAACAGCGUACAAUGCUGAAUGUGACAAGUUUCUAAAAAGUCGCCCUGGAGAAAGAAUUACUACUUACGAGCUUGCAGAAAUAUUUAACAAAUCUUUUAGCAGAAUAGCCACACCUGACAAAGCAAUUAAAGGAUUCGAAGUUACGGGCAUAUUUCCGAUGAAUCCUGAUGUUUUCUCCGAUGACGAUUUCAUGGCCGCAGAAAAUAUAAAAGCUAUACAGCAAGCUCAGCAACAAGAAGUACCGAAUGAAACCCAGAACCAUGAAGCAACCCGUGAUCAAAAUGCAGCACUUAAUGCAAACCAGAACGAUGAAGAGACUCUUGAUCAAAAUAGUUGCGAUGGAAAUGGUUCUAGAAAACGGAAAGAAGAUCAAGAUGAAGCAAGCGAAGUUUCAUUUAGACAAAUUUUGAAUUUACCUUCGUGCAGUAAUACUUUGCCAAAAAAGAUGAAGACCAGUAGGAAAAAGCAACAUGCAGAGAUAUUUACAUCCACUCCUAACAAAGACCAAUUAGAAGAAAAGGAAAAUAAAAAACUGGAAAAGCAAAAAAACUUGGAAACAAGAAAUGAAAAACCAAAAUUUAGACGUGUUUUAGCGGUAGAUGGUCUUAGAUCAAAUAUUAGAAUAUCUAACCAAAGCAAAAUGACAAAAGUCGUUCCUACACCUCGGGUUAAAGUUAACAGAACGUGCAAAGUAAAAAUAUCGCAACCGAACCAAGAAAGUUCCGAAGAAUUCGAUUCUGAUGAGGAAAAUGACCAAGAAAUCAAUGAAGAUGUCUGCCCCGUAUGUGGAGAGUUUGGGAAAAAUGAAAUAUGGGUCAGAUGUGUAGUAUGUGGGCAAUGGGCCCACAAAGAAUGCAUCAAUCAAGAAAGGAAGGACUACAUUUGCGAUUAUUGCCUAUAGUGGUAGUAAUACCGGCAGGUGUCCGUUAUUGCCCCCUUAGUGGGUGUAAUUCCGGCCACUGUUAAGUUUCAUAUUAUUUAUAAUAGAAUUUUUGUUUUAUGUUUUCUUAUUAAACAUAAAUAUACGUGUUUCGUAGUGA